Molecule: messenger RNA, 3077 nt
Organism: Pocillopora meandrina
Lineage: Eukaryota; Metazoa; Cnidaria; Anthozoa; Scleractinia; Pocilloporidae
Source: the annotation of a GenBank genome assembly
AUGCCUCUCGCAAGAUUUUGGUGCGCCUUCAUAGAAGCUUUACAAGCUUUGGUAUUUUGUGGAUUUUGCAAUAAAGAAGAAAGGUAAGGCUCAAAACUUGCUGAAAGAUUGUUACGUUGUUACCACAGGAAAAAAGCUUAUUAAAGCAUUUUCUCUUGUUGAGCGGGUCGAUCGCGCGCCGAAAAGUGUCUCGCAAAAGUAACUUGAAAUUCCACAUCUGUUACAAUGGUUAAUAUUUUGUAAACAAAAAGAUGCGUAUAAAACAUAAUCCGACUUUGAAACAAAUUUAGUUCUCUUUAAAAAGACACAAUAAUUUUGCUCACUUCCUAUUCCACAAGAUAUCCCUUUCUUCUCCAUUCCGCUCAGUAUAGUAGAAAGAAAGAAAGAUUUGCUUGCACUUCGUUUACCUUUCUGAAUGUUUGAAAAAAGAAAUGCAUUCACUUGUUACGUCGCUUGAAGUAAGAUUGAAACAAAAUGCAAAACUUCACUCAGUAAAAUUAUUGAUGCGGGUCUUGAAGAUUUGUUUGAGGUGUGGAGCCGAAAGCCGAGAAUGGAGGGGAGGAGAGGGGAGGGGAGGGGAGGGACUGAGAGGGAAGGAGAGGGGGGGGAGGGAAUGUAGAUGAGCUGAGGCGAACGAAAAACAGUUGACCUCUUUACCUUGUAGAGGUAAAAAUAUAAACAAAUGUGAAGGAGCUGAAGCGAAUGAAAUACAACUGAUUUUUUCCCUUUCAGUGAUGAGAUAAAAGAGAUCGAGAGAACGAGCACAAGUAAUCAAGGUACGAAGAUCUGUUUUGUUUGAAAGAAAAAUUCACUUAGAGUACGAUUUAUUACGGUAGCAAUGACUCAGGGUCAGUGCUGAUCAUUUUGACAGUAAACCAUAAAUAAAAUUAGGGUCAAAAUUGGAUUUCUAUCAUUUUGCAGAUGAAACUAACAUCAGCAAGUUGGAGGAAGAGAGCAAUGAUGUCCAAGAGUUUAAAGCCGAGAUUGUUGAGGAAGUAAAGUGAUUAAUGGUUACUGAUGAAGAUGAGAAUGUAGAGGAAGACAUUUGCGAAGACAUCACCUCCCCGAAGAUUCAUGUAAAGGUAACAGCCAUUCAAGAAGGGAACAUCACAAGAAUUUAAACUGAGGAAGUAGAAGAGGGAGCCUUUGAGAAUCUAGGGCCGAAAUUGUCUCAAAAGAGAUUCCUCUAGAAGAUAUCACUGUGUUUGAGGUGGUGAGAAAUCUCCAAUCGUCAGAUGAGGUCGAUGCAGAAUAUGAAACAGAGACCCAACCCACUACUGAACAAGUUCACUCUGUUGAGAGUCAUGCCGAGAAAGUUUAUCAAGAUAACGAAAUGAGAGAAAUGGAAACUGCAGAAGUCCAAGAGAGCUGUGAGGACAACAAAGUGGUUUCCGAGGAGAUAAAGGUACUCCGCCUUACUUGGAAAGAGCUUCUCUUAGCAGAGAGACACAUGGAAUCAGAGAAACACGCGGAAGCAGAGAUUCAACCCAAUAACGAACAAGUUCACUCUGGUGAGAGUCAUGGCGAGAAAGUUUCUCGAGAUACCGAAAUGAAUGAAAUGAAAACUGCAGAGGUCCAAGAGAGCUGUGAGGAAAACAAAGAAGUUGCUAAGGAGAUAAAGGUGCUCCGCCUUACUUGGGAAGAGCUUCUCUUAUCAGACAAACACAUUGAGUCAGUUGUUGUGGAAGAUUUGAGUUCAGAUCAAGUCAAGUCAACAAGAUUAACUUUGCCACAAGAAGAUCCUGCAAUCCAGGCCUUUAAGAUCAUAUCCAAUGAUAGGUAAGGGCGAUUCACCCAGGUGGAAGGGAAAUUACAACAUCAAUUAAUUAAUUUAGCGUAUACCACAUUGGUGAAUAGUGCUUUUCGCACGCGCUUAUUGAAAAGAAAUGCACUCUCUUACUACCUCACUUGAUGAAAGACUGAAACAAAAUGCAAAACUUUACUCAGUAAAAUUAUUCAAACGGGUCUUGAAGCUUUAUGUGAGGAGCGGAGAUGAAGGCCGAGAGUGGAGGGGAAGGGAGGGGAGGGACUGGGAAGGAAGAAAAGUGAAGGGAGGGAAAGGGAAGAGAGAGAGAGAGAGAGAGAGAGAGAGAGAGAGAGAGAGAGAGAGGAGAGAGAGAGAGAGAGAGAGAGAGAGAGAGAGAGAGAGAGAGAGAGGGAAAGAGCGGAAAAUCGUUAAAAAUCGUGAGCCCCAAAAUAAACAAAUGUUUAAUUUGUUACGCUGGAUUUGCGUAACAUUUCCAACUUGUUGCGCUGGAUUCACGUAACAUUUCCUAUUUGUGGGUGUUUUUUGCUAUUCUCACCCCACACGAUUUGAACGUGAUUUGUACUGUAAACGCCUAGUUUAUUAGUAGGUUAAUUUUGUUCAUCGAUUAAAUCCCUGAUGAAGUCUGUGAUCAGACGAAACCGGUCGGAUAAUAAACUUAGUUGACAAGAUUGUUGACGUGUGCUGCUCACUAGUUUUUAUUUUAAAAAAAUUAAUUUAAAAAAUUUAAAAAAAGGGAGGUAAAUGAAAUACAACUGAUAUUUUUCCCUUUCAGCUGUGAGAUAAAAGAGAUCGAGAAGACGAAAACAUGUAACGAAGGUAUGAAAAGAUCAGUUUUGUUUGGGAGAAAAAUUUUCCAAGAGGACGAGUUAUUACAGUAAUAAUGACUUAGGGUCAGUGCGAUCAUUAAACAGCAAACCGAAAAGAUAAUUUAGGGCCAAAAUUGGAUUUGUAUCAUUUUGCAGAUGAAAAUAACAACAGCAAAUUAGAGGAAGAGAGCAAUGAUGUGCAAGAGUUUAAAGCCGAGCUUACCGAGGAUGUUAAAUGGUUUAUGGUUACUAAAGAAGAUAAAAAUGUAGAGGAAGGCAUUUGCGAAGACAUCACCUCCCCUGAGAUUCAUGUAAAGGUAACAGCUAUUCAAGAAGCGACAAUCACGAGAAUUGAAACUAAGGAAGUAGAAGGGGAAGCCUUUGAACAUGACCAAUGGCUGGACGUCACCGAAGGAGAAUCUUGGGGUGAUAUUGCCUCAAGGGAGAUUCCUCUAGAGGAUAUCACUGUGUUUGAGGUGGCGAGAAAUCUCCAGUGGUCGGAU